Spirodela intermedia is the source of this 10263-nucleotide messenger RNA. The record is from the annotation of a GenBank genome assembly. Lineage: Eukaryota; Viridiplantae; Streptophyta; Magnoliopsida; Alismatales; Araceae.
AUGACGAUUCCAAGUUCAAUUGGGUUCCUCAGCGAGGACAGCUGCCUUCCUUGCACGCCGGAGGAGGAGAGGCGCACCAUCCAACAUUUGGACCGUGCCGCCACAUCAAAUCGGAAGGAAGGAGAUCUCUACUAUCUCAUUUCCAGCGAGUAUGAGAAGAAUCCAUCUACUUUGUUUAUUACUUCCUUCAACAUUUCAUCCGGGGGAUGGGGAGGGUGUAGUGUGGAUUCAUCAUAUGCGAUAUAGUCUCAUCCAUGUUUUGGUUGUGAUUGCGGUCUCUGUAAGGACAGAUCUGGGGUGCGGUAUAGGGCUCGAUGGGCUUUACACGAAAUUCAUGCCUGCCUUGCAUUCCAUGAAUAUGAUCUAAUCUAGAGCCUUUUAUAUCGCCUCUGUUACUGGUGUUUAAGAAGCAAUACGUGAAAUAUCAAGGUUUCCAGACAGAUUGGUUUCAGUGGUCAUCCUGAUUUCUAAAUUCCCGCAGUUUGACAGCCCCGUUUCACGAUGAACUCAUCUUAUGUCCUACUAUUCUUUGUACAAGUCGUUUUUUUUUUAACAGGAGGGUAAAUUGUCACAUGUAACAACAUUGAUAUUGCCUUUUGUCAAAUUUGGCAAACUUACGUCCAUAAAUUAUUUCUGCUACCCAAUAAGAAUCUUGUAGUCCAUAAAUCUUGUACCCAAUAACCUUCUAGGGUGCACUGGGUGCCGCCACAACAUUUGUGAAGGAAAUCUUAAACAUUCCAGAUGUCGAUAUUGGUCUGGAUUUGCAUGGGGGAUCUGUUAAAUGCGUACAUUAUAUUUUUAAUGCUCAUCUUCAUUCUGUCGUUUGCUCCUGAUCUCUCAGUGGAUGUCAUAAUUGCUUCUAUUGGAAGACUCAAAUGUAUUUCCUGGAUUUAUUAAAAGUAAAUGUAAAACUGUGGCUAUCGACUAUGUUAAGUUACGACUUCUAUAGCUGGUGAAUUUUUGGAAAAAAAUAUGGCAUUACUGCAAUAUAUGCUGGAUUAGUGUAUAUUCUCUUUCUGUUAUGAAUUUAAAUACGGCCUUUUCAGUAGUAUUCUGAAGUAUGGUUUAUGUGGACAUUAACUCUGGCUUUAUUUAGAUGGUGGAAUGGGUGGAAGGAUUAUGUAGGACUAGAUGAUUCUUCUCAACAGUUGAUCGAGUCCCCUUUGGCUGCAUCCAUCCGACCUGGGCAGAUUGAUAACUCAGAGCUAUUAUCCAGUGAAAUGGACGAUGAAAAUGAUGAAUUGAUUCUCCGUGAAGGAUUGGUUGAAGAAAUAAACUACACUUUGGUUCCUCUUGAAGUCUGGAAGAAGUUCAAAGAAUGGUAAUCGUCUAUCUUGGCCAUCUCUUUUGACCUUUACAAAUUAUAUUGAACGUCUGGUCUGCUGAUUUCUCGGUUUCAUUCAAUUUGUUGAGAAGGUAUUGUUAGCUGUUUUAGAAAAAAAUAACUUCAGUUUUGCUCGCUCUGCAUUUAAGUAUAUAUUUCGUGGGGGCACCUUCCAAAAUAGUGAACCUGGUUUUUAACCUUGCACGUAUUGUCAAAAUUAAAGGAUGCCCAUACAUUGGAACGGUUUUCUAUCAUGAUGCCAAAAAAUGGGACGUUGGGUUUUAUUGUAAUGAUUUACAAAGCGGAGAAUAGUACUCUUCUUGAUUUUUUUCGGAUUAUUUGUUUUUGGAAUUCUAUGGGGAAUCCUCGACCCUGAAAUUGUGCAGUAGCCUGCAGCUGGUGUAUGUGUUACUCAAUUUCUUUUUCUGCUCAUUAUACAUCUCAGCUAAUUUGAAAAUCCAGUGAAUUUUAAUGAUACUAUUGAAAUCAUCCUAUGACAUAUCCUUGCUUUCGUACUCUAGAAGCAACCUGUGUGAGAUGCUUUGUGGACAAGUACUCUCUAUCAAUUACCGAGAAGUCAAGAAGCUAUUUCAGAGUCAUCCAGUACUGAAAUAUCGUAACAUGUCCUAGAUGUUUGGUUUUGGACAUCAUAUAUGGGUAGCAUACUUCUACCUUUCUUAGAUAAGCGUGUGAGUUGCACACAUAGAAGAUUGCUUGUUCAUUUAUACUGUGUCGUACGCAUUUCAUGUUAUCUCUUUCAUAUCUUUUGUUCAGGUAUGGUGGAGGGCCGACAAUAGCACGAAAAUUAAUUCCCCAAGGUUUUAAUAAUAGGGAAUUAGCUGUGGAGGUUUAUCUCCUGUGUCUGAGAUUAAUAAAUGCAGCAGACAACUCCCAGAAGGAUAUUCGAAUCAGCAAAAAGGUAAUUUCGGUUUUUCAGCAUUUCAUGGUGAUUUGGUACCUUGAAUAUGACUCCUCCACAUGAGUAUUCAUCAUCUUGACAGUAUGCAUACUGCGUCUUCUUCUGGCCAUGGGUGAACUUGUUGUCAGAGAGAAACUAACUUAAAGGGAACCAAAAGUGGCCAAAAAACCUCCUGGUCAUUCAUACUUUUCAUGGGAGUUUUACACUAAUGCUCUCCUCUUUUUAUUUUUCUUAACAAUGGAAGAAAUUCGUCUAAACUCAGUUAUUUACAGAAGUAGAUGCCUAUAACCCAUUGUAAGCUUCAUGCUUUGGUGCUAUUCAUGAUUGGUGUUGUGACUCCUGCAAUUGAGUUUUCAAUCUCACCGAAAUUACUGGAAGACUUGGAGCCAUGUUUUUGGCCAUUAUCAUUGAUAAUUUGCAUAAUGAUAAAGAAUAUCAUCGGUUUUCCAUUUUGAUUCGGAAUGAAGAAAGUUGAAACAAAUGAUUCAUAGGAAAUGUGUCACGUUUGUGUCAUCUUAUUUGGCAUUCAUUUAUAUUAUUGUGUUGUAAGUUUAUAUUACACGAUGAGAACAUAAGAAAGAUUGCUUGUUCUGCGAGGGCAAAACAGGUUAUGUUAUCUUUUAUAAUGCUAGCACAACACUUGAACAAAUUCGCUUACGCUUUAAAUUGCAAGGUGGUUUUGAAAAAUAGAAACCUUUGCGCAUGCUUCCACAGAGCAUUUCUGCCCCCUCCUCCGCGAUUAAAAUUUGGUACUCUAAUAUUUAUUUUUGUGGGGAAACUAAUAAAUUGUUCAACAGUUAGUAUAAGAAAAAAUGGAUAAAGUCAUUCUCUGAUCUUAGAGUGAGCUUUUCUGAGCGUUCUUGGCAUAUAAUGUUUCCUUCUCUGUGAUUGAGAUUUUACCUUCAGUUUUUUCGUACUAUUAUCGUGGAACUCCUGCAUCCGUUUUCUGUUAAUUUUAAUAUUUGCAUGAGCGACUUGACAAUAACUAGGAACUUGAACUGACACUGAAGCUGCCUUUAUUUGCUAUUUGGCUUGUUGGGUAUUAUUGGAAUUGCUUGAAGUGCUAACGAUCUUAAUUUAAUUAUGUGCUCUAUUCAGGCUUCUGUUAAUGAGCUUUACAACAGGAUCUCUGCUCUUUUCAAGCUGGAGCGGUCAAAGGUAUGGUUAAUGCCUUUUGACAACUGUUACUCAUUAAGUCAUGAUGACUACUAAGGUUUCUGAACAAUUUAUUUCCCUCAGAUCCGUAUUUGGGAUUAUUUUAGCCGGACGAAACAUAAGGUACUGAGUGAACUGGAUCAAAGUUUGGAAGAAGUUCCGUUGUCAAUGGGUCAGGAGGUAAGCCCUUUGUGGUGUGUGUCUUGAAUGUUUGUUUUCAAAUGUGGAGAAUGUUAUCAUGAUUAGUGAUUGAAAAUAUCUUUCAUAUCUUUCUCGAGUAAGAGUUAAAUUUGGAAAAUAUCCUUAUGGUUAUGUGGAAGUGUUAUUAUCCCUUUUUUAAAGGUGGAUGCACUUCUAUCUUGAUGUUUACGUGGUAUUAUGUUAGCUCAGACUUCUGUUCUGCACAUAGUUUGACAUUUUUGAGGAAUGUCAUACUUUUCUAUUAUUAUGAGAGGAUGUUUAGAAUCUUAUGUUACGUACGAGUGCCCUACCCUUUAAAACUUUUAUACGUGUCUGGGGUGGAUCCCCUCUUGUAUGUUAAACAGACUGUUUUUCCAUUGCUCUGAUUUUUCACAAUUUCGUUGAUGAUGACCACACUGCAAGAGAAAUCUACCGAUGAAAAUGCAUAGGGGAUUAUUUUUAUAUUUGUUUGUACCCUUUUGUUAUGCACAGGGUUCAGUUGGUUCGUUUCCUUUGGACUACUGGAUCUUUGAAAAUUUCUGUCCUGCUGAUAAGUUGUUGUAAAUAAAUAAAACGGAUCCAAUUUCAUUUUAGUCGUAUAUGGCAUGCUUAUCUCCCAAGAUAUUAUCGUUUAUUUAUUUUAAUGAUCGUGUGAUAACUUUUUCGUUUUAUGACCUUCUUUGAAUUACUAUGGAUGCAGGUUCUUUUAGAAGUGCUUAGUGAUGGCGUUUUAUCCCGUGCAUCUGAAGCGGAUUCAACAGGCAACAGACUAGCUUUGGCUCCAUUAGAACCACCAAGGUCUUCCAUUACAAUUGCGGGAGGCCCCACUGUCUCAAAUCGCUGUCCAACUGGGUCUCUCCCUGAUUUGGUGCAGGAAACAAGUUCAGGGUUGUGGAAUCUGGAGAGUCGGAAAGAUUCAUCAAAUAUCGCUACUAAAGUAGAUUCUGGGGGACUUACAGGAUUACUUAAUCUAGGCAACACUUGUUUUAUGAACAGUGCUAUUCAGUGCUUGGUGCAUACACCCCAGUUAGUUGAUUACUUUUUGGGAGAUUUUAAUUUUGAGAUCAACAAGCACAAUCCUUUAGGAAUGCAUGUAAGCAGGAUUUUCAAUUGCAAUUUGGUUGUUUCCUGUGCUAUACGUAUGAUAUAGGAUUGGUGUUACGUAGUUUAUGGCUUCGUAUUUAAGUUUUUUCAUUCUUUUCAAUUUCGUCAAUAUGUGCAGGGUGAGCUUGCUAUUGCAUUCGGUGAUCUACUUAGACAACUAUGGUCCUCCAGUGGCAUGUCAGUCGCACCCCGUUUAUUUAAAGGAAAACUUGCACGGUUUGCCCCCCAGUUUAGUGGGUAUAACCAGCAUGAUUCCCAGGUUCGUAACAUCUUUCACUUGUUUUCAUCUGAUUUUGAGUUUGGUACUUGUUAUGAUGUCUAUUUCCUCUCUUAACCAGUCAAGACGGCUUCAUAUUUCCUUUUCAUGUCUGCUUAUGUUCUAUGUUUUUUCUUGUUGUUGCAACCCUCGUUUCUAAGGUGUACUUUUUUGUAAUGCUAUUACUGUGAACUUUUCUCAAGAAAAGUUGAAGUAAAAAGGAAGAACAUUCAGAUGCUUAUGCUAGCGUGAUGGCCAUGUUAAGGUUUUUCUUUUUUGGAUAAUUUUGUGCAUUGGAACUGUUGAAGGCCACUGAUUUUGGACUAUGCAUACAAAAUCGCUUUUUGUUGGGAAAAUAACUAAAUGCAUGAAUUUUAUUCAGUGGUAUCAAGUGCACCGAGGCAAAGAGACAGAUCUUUCAGUUAUAUACGAUGUCGCCACAUCUUCAUCUCUCUAAAGGUGAUCCUCAAAGUGUGGCGAGGAAGAUACAGAGAGUUUAGAUGAUUAUGUUUUAGCCCAGUUGGGGGAUUAUUAGUGUGGAGACCAUACUUGUUUUGUUGAGAUUUUUUUUUUCUUCUUCCAUCUCGAAAGUGCUUGCUUCCAUAAAGACAACGAGAACGGAUUGCAUAGAGAACAGUAAAAGCAAUGCGUUAUUCUAUGGCAUUGAGGUUCUCUCAGAAAGGGUAUUAUGGUAUGUACGAAUUGUUUUCGCGCUGUUCUUCUGUCCCCUAUCCUUCCCAAUUUUCACGUCAGGUCUUUUAAUGUUGAUGUUGCCUUGCUCUCUGUUGUCUUUUAGUUUAAUAUUCUUCCCCAGCUAGAGUCCCGUUACCCUCGAAACAUUUUCAAGCUGGCAAAUCUUCCCUUUAUCCUUUGGCUAUUAAAAUCAUUUUUUUGUGUUCCAAAGAAGCUAUCUUGGUCUCACUUAUCUUUCAACAGCUUUCGCUGAUCCAUCUUUAUCGGCAUCGUCUUUAUUUCAGGAGCUACUCGCAUUUCUACUUGAUGGGCUGCACGAAGAUCUAAAUCGUGUAAAAAAUAAGCCUUAUAUAGAGACAAAAGAUGCAAAUGGCCGUCCAGAUGAGGAAUUUGCAGAUGAAUGCUGGGAAAACCAUAAAGCUCGAAAUGAUUCCAUUAUCGUAGAUGUUUGCCAAGUAUGCUUUUACUGUCACAUUUUUUAUUCAUUUUAUUUGUCAAUUUUUAAGUUUUUUGAUAGACUUUUUACAUUUUUUUAAAACCUUUACCAAAAAACUGUGUCUGAGAUUUUGGGAAGUCUCAUAAAUGUGAACAACAAUAAUGACCUUAUGCGACUAUCAAGCGGAGGAAUCUGUUGGGUGUCAAAGAUUCUGAGAAAUCAACUCGUUUCAUCCGUUAAAGAGUAGCUCUUUUCUGCGUAUUUACAGUUACUGCCGUAAGAUAGUGGAUCACUUGCAUAGAUUAUUAUAAAAUAGCUUCUAAACCUGAGAAUCUGAUAAUGUUAUGAAUUUGACUUUCUAACCGAACUUUUUUCUGGGGUUAUUAUUAAAAUGAUAUAGAGAGCUGCCGAAUGCAUAUAGAUUUGUGUUAUUUGACCGAAUCUUUAUGCUAUAACUCGGGAUUUGAAAUUUAAUAUCGGAUGUUCUGUAUUACAACCUUUCAUACUGUGCACUGCCUCUUGCGUCCAUUUUAGCAUUCUGAAAUUGAGGAUAAUUUGCCAAUUUUUGUAGAUGCUCAACUGGAGCCUGAAAUUUUGUUUUGGUUAGUCAGAGCUUUCCUGUUUUAGCUUUGGGAAGUUCCCACUCCAUUUUCCUUCUGUCUUUGGGAAGUUUUUGUUUACGGUGUUUCCUUUGGGAUUUCCUUUUUUUUAAGGCUAGAGGGAUAAAUAUAGAAAUAUCCCAGGUUUCUUGGGUGGACUUGGAGAAAUAUAAAUGGACAUGGAUUGGAGUACUCUGCGUAUGUUCAUUGUUGUAUUGUUUCCAGUCAGGUUGUGAUUUGUGAAGCUAUUUUGGACUAUGAAAGUUUUUUGAACUUUAUCAGUAUAUCAUUGAAUCAAAUCCAGGUUCCAUAUAACACAUUAAUCACAAAACAGAGGGAUGUUCGGAUGGUGACGGUUAAUAUCAACAGAAACGAGUCCUUUUCCUCUUGUCAAGGUCGUCGCUCUCAUGUUGCUUGUCUUACUUCUGUCGCCAAAUGUAAUCCAGAUGUAACCAGAUAGUGACACAAUUAGUGAUAUGCUGGCUAAGUUAAGACACAUUUUUAAACCAAAUGAUUUUUUCGUGUUAACAUACAAACAGUGUAUCACCCAAUUUUCUCAAAUGUUCUACUCAAAUUGAAUUCAGUGGAUGUCAUGAAUUUUCCUGGUGGAGAAGUUUCUCAAUUCACCCCGAGGGUAAUGAGGGGAAGAGAGAUGCUUUAGGUGCAUCAGCAUUUUUUUGUGUACUACUUUUUCAUAUGUGUUGCAUAGAUCAUUGAUGAUAGUUAACCACACUCUCAGGGUCAAUACAAGUCAACGUUGGUUUGCCCGGCUUGUAGCAAAGUUUCAGUGACAUUUGACCCGUUCAUGUACUUAUCACUGCCCCUGCCUUCAUCUGUCACCCGUACAAUGACGGUCACUGUUUUCUACGGUGAUGGAAGUCGUCUUCCUAUUCCAACAACUAUAACAGUGCCAAAACAUGGCUGUUGCAGAGAUCUCACUCAGGCUAUAAGUACUGCUUGCUGCUUGAGCCAAAAUGAGGCUUUACUUCUUGCAGAGGUAAGGAACUGGAGCAUGUACUCUAUUAUGAGAAAUUUUGACGCUAGAAAGGAAAACAAAAGAUUUUGUUGUGCUGAAUGCUUGAAUUACUUUUUCUGCAGAUUCUUAACCACCGGAUAUAUCGAUACUUUGACAAGCCUCUCGAGCCAUUAUCUAACAUAAAGGAUGAAGAUCAUAUCGUGGCUUAUAGACUUCCUAUGAAGCAUGAGAAAUCAAUAAAACUGGAGAUAACGCACAGAAAGAAAGAUAGGUUAGUCCUUGUAAGCUUGAUGGUACUUUUGAUGCUUUAAGUGGAAUAACGUUUAUUCUGCUUUUUGUUACAUGAUGUUCUGACCUCUGAUCCGGAUGUGCCUCUGGAGAAUGGUCUUUAUCGGAUAGAAAUCUGCUUCUCAGCUUGUCUCUUCGCAUCAGAUGAUCACUUAUUGAAAUGGUUUUCCCAUGAUGACAGUCACUGUAAUUUUCUUUAUACCGAGUCCCAUGAACAUGCCUUUGUGAAAAGAUAAAAAAGAAUAUGUGUAGAACACCAAGUUUUUGAUCAAUUCGAAUGUCGCGUGCUGGUACUCAUGGAUCUUUUUAGACUGACAGUAAUGGCUGUUGUAAGUUAUAUAUCCAACGAGGUUUGAAUCUGUGAGUCUCAGGUCCAACUCUUUUUGAAAUGUACCCUUGUAUAUUCUGUGGCUUCGAUCCGCGGACUCCCUAGACUCCCAUCCGAAAAGAAAAUUCGAGAUUUAUCGACUGUAUCUCGUAGCUUCAUCUAAUUUCUUUUUAUCCGUUGAAACAAAUUGAAUGAUGGAUUCCGAAAGUGCACCAUCUUCUAUGUUAUCCUAGCAGGUGACGAGAUGUGUAGUCUCUUAUGUGGUUAUCAAACCAGAUCUAAUAAAUCACACUUACGGGCACAUUAGGGAUUGCUAUCCUUGUCACCGGCGAGAUUGGCCGUGAAGAGCAGCAACUGUGGCCACCCACACGUUUCUUUCUCUGAUUUACUACGCUUCAAUCAUGGGAUUGGGGUUGAAACAAUGAGAUGUGGGGUUCUGGUCUCUAAGCUGUGACAUUUCUAUCAACUCUCUGUUUUGUUUGCACUGUUAACUUGUGAUAUGAAAUAAAAAAUACCCGUGUAAAAUCUUUGGUUGGAACCUUUCCCAUGGUAUAAUAUGUGUGUGUAGGUGUACGAUUUUCUCUGGUGCUGACCCGCCAAUUUUCUUUCAGAUCUACGUCUGGCUUUCAGAACACCGGUUAUGACAAGUUUUUCGGAACACCAUUGGUGACCUGUCUUCCUGACGGCUCACUGGAUAAUUCCAACGUUCACGGUGCUCUGAGUCUUGUUCUCUCACCCCUUUUGCGUAAAAGGACCUCUGAAGUUUCUUCCAGAAGCAGCAAGGAGAAUGGCUAUGGUUCUGGUUCCAAUUCUGUCACCUUGACAGAAAAUCUCAAUGUUCUUCAAGAGGAGAGGAGCCUCGCACUAUCUGAUGCGGAGCAGGAAGAUGAUGAGAUCCCACCUUUUGAAUUUUCAUUUGCAGAUGAGAAGGAUUCAGGCAGAAAUUCCUUCUUCAAGGAUUCCCCUCCUCCCAGCAGACGUGUGAAAGUUUUGGUCGACUGGUCAGAGAAAGAACAGGGUCUCUAUGAUUUGAGCUUCCUGGAGGAUCUCCCCGAGGUUUACAAGAACACAGGAUUUUUUGCCAAGAAAACACGGCAAGAGGCGGUCAACUUGUUUUCCUGCUUGGAAGCAUUUCUGAGGGAGGAGCCUUUGGGGCCCGAUGACAUGUGGUACGCCAUCUGCCUUGCUUAGAACUAGCUCUAUGGUUAGUUCUCAGUUCCAUUUUCUUACGUCUUUUAUUUAUUACUGCAGGUAUUGUCCGGGCUGUAAGAAGCACAGACAAGCGACCAAGAAGCUGGACUUGUGGAGACUACCGGAUAUUCUUGUCAUUCAUCUGAAACGGUUCUCGUACAACAGGUUCAUGAAGAACAAGUUGGACACGUUUGUGAAUUUCCCCACCUCCGAUCUUGAUCUAAGCCAAUACGUGAUGCACAAGUCUGCCACGAUGAGAUCGCAUGUGUACGAGCUGUACGCCGUGAUCAACCAUUACGGUGGCUUGGGAGGUGGUCAUUACACUGCCUAUGCGAAGGUAAUGCGGCAUUGCUCGAUGCUUUCUAUCUCAACAUCUGAAUCAUCCCGAAUCGUUCGCUUAGGAUUUGUUCAUCAUUAGCGAGGAAAGCUUUUUGGUGGCAACUUAAAUGGCCAAUUUGGCUCAUUUGUCAUGAAAUUAUGCACGGAUUCACUUGUGCACAGUUGUACUUUCUUCGAUGUCUAUGAAAACUACAUGGCACUCUCUUCCUUGUUUUGAUCCGAUGUCCGCCUGCGAGUUUCUCAUCUCUUUUCGUCACAACGUAUCUUCCCUAACCUGGUGGCGGUGAUUCUGCAGCUGCCGAAGGAAAACCGGUGGUACCACUUCGACGACAGUCACGUCUCCCCUGUCAGCGGCGAUUCGGUGCGGACAGCCGCGGCUUAUGUCUUGUUCUACCGCAGGGUGGAUGGCGACACUCCGAUGCAAGAGGCAGACGCCUCCAGCCACCCUUCUUCCAGCAGGGGAUCCUCCCCUUGA